This is a messenger RNA of Puma concolor (puma), 1374 nucleotides long. Lineage: Eukaryota; Metazoa; Chordata; Mammalia; Carnivora; Felidae. The record is from RefSeq and is a predicted model, not a curated record.
AUGAGCACCAGCCGCCCUGGCCAGGGUGCCCGGCCACCCCAGAGUCCCUGCCCGCAGCCCCUGUCCCGGAGCUCUUCCAGCCUGUUGGAAGGCCAGGGGCAGAGACCAGAGCUCCGCAAGAGUGCCAGCAGCACUGUAUGGCAGGCCCAGCCAGGCGAGGCCAGCGCCAGUCCACAGGUCCCGGAGGAAGAGGAGCACCACGCUGAGAGCACGGAGCAGACGCAGGCCUCCAGCCCCCGGCCCCGGCCCCGUGCUGUGGGCCACUGGCGGAGCAGCACUGUGGGCAAUGUGUCUACCGUGGGUGGUGGUGACCUGGGUCGCCUGAGGGCCCCCGGUGCUGCUGCCAUGCAGAGGAGCCACUCGGACCUGGUGCGCAGCACCCAGACCCGGGGCCACAGUGGUGCCCAUAAAGCCAGCCUCAGCUGCUCGGCCCUUGGCAGCUCACCGGUCCACAGGGCUCAGCUGCAGCCCAGUAGUACUUCUGGCCAGGGAGGCCGGGCCCCUGCAGGCCUAGAGAGGGACCUGGCUCCAGAGGAAGGGACUUCGAACUCAGCCUGGACACUGGGAGACAGUCAGGUGUGGGUGACGCCACUAGACCUGGGAGGGACAACCACCCACAGCAGCAGCCCCCAGGCUGGGCCCAAAGCCACUGGGCAGCCAGCCACGACCUCCUGCCAUGCCCUGUCCCCAGCAACUCUCCUCUGCAAUAUGAGAGAGGUGGGGACCGGUGGCUGCUGUCAUGCCCUGCCAGCCCCGGGGAUCCUGACCUUUCCCAAACUAGUGGCAUCGGUAAGUGAGUCUGGGCUGCAGGCUCAGCAUGCGGUGAGGUUCCAGUGCAGGUUGCCUGGGGGGCUCCCUGGGCAUUCCCACUGCUGUGCCCACCAUUGGGGUCCCACCGGGUUGGUCACGGAGCCUGGUACCAGGACCAAGGAUGUAUGGACCAUGACCUCAGCCAGUGACUUGGCCCCUGUGUUGGCAUCCUCUCUGUCAGCCCAGGAUGCUGGUGUACAGGCAGCCCCCAUGGCGGUUUGCAAGGCUGUGGCCACCAGCCCACCCCUGGAAGCCCCCGUGGCCCUGCACACAUUCCCGGAGGUAACUCUGGGGUCUGACCUGGAGGAGGCACCAUCCCCUGUGCGGGAUGUGCGAUGGGAUGCUGAGGGCAUGACCUGGGAGGUGUAUGGAGCUGCAGUGGACCCUGAGGUACUUGGCGUGGCCAUCCAGAAGCAUCUGGAGAUGCAGUUUGAGCAGCUGCAGCGGGCACCCACCAGCGAGGACAGCCUGUCUGCGGAGGGCCGGAGGGGGCCUCUGCGUGCUGUCAUGCAGUCCUUGAGGCGCCCCAGCUGCUGCGGCUGCUCCAGUGCAGCUCCCGAGUGA